AGGGGCCUGCCUCCUCCCUCCUCUCCGGGAGGCAUCACGUCGUCCCGACCCAGAGGAGGACGCGAGCCCCUCGCCGGCGGUCAUCAGAGCCCAGCAUCAGGGCUGCCACCGCGCGCCGCCGGGCCAUGCGCCCUCGGUUCUCGCGUCCUCCGUGCGCCGCAGGGAUGGGGCCCAUCCGACCUGCCCUCUCGCCCUGGCCUCGUCACCUGCUGCGCUGCUUCUUGCUUCUCGGGGCACUGCAUCUCGGCCACCCGGGGGACGCCGCCACUGCCCCCGCCGCCCUCCCGGAACCUGAUGUCUUCCUCAUCUUCAGCCAGGGGAUGCAGGGCUGUCUGGAGGCCCAGGGUGUGCAGGUCCGAGUCACCCCAGUGUGCAACGCCAGUCUCCCAGCCCAGCGCUGGAAGUGGGUCUCCCGGAAUCGACUCUUCAACUUGGGUUCCAUGCAGUGCCUGGGAACAGGCUGGCCGGUCGCCAACACCACGGUUUCCCUGGGCAUGUAUGAAUGCGACCGAGAGGCCCUGAGUCUUCGCUGGCAUUGCCGUACACUAGGGGACCAGCUGUCCCUGCUUCUGGGGGCCCGUGCUGGCAAUGCAUCCAAGCCUGGCGCCCUUGAGCGUGGUGACCAGACCCGCAGCAGCCAAUGGAACAUCUAUGGCAGUGAGGAGGACCUGUGUGCUCGGCCCUACUAUGAGGUCUACACCAUCCAGGGAAACUCCCACGGGAAGCCGUGCACCAUUCCCUUCAAAUACGACAAUCAGUGGUUCCAUGGCUGCACCAGCACUGGCCGGGAGGAUGGGCAUCUGUGGUGUGCGACCACCCAGGACUACGGCAAAGAUGAGCGCUGGGGAUUCUGCCCCAUCAAGAGUAACGACUGUGAGACUUUCUGGGACAAAGACCAGCUGACUGACAGCUGCUACCAGUUUAACUUCCAAUCCACGCUGUCCUGGAGGGAGGCCUGGGCCAGCUGCGAGCAGCAGGGUGCCGACCUGCUGAGUAUCACGGAGAUCCACGAGCAGACCUACAUCAACGGGCUCCUCACUGGCUACAGCUCGACACUGUGGAUUGGCCUUAAUGACUUGGACACCAGUGGAGGUUGGCAGUGGUCAGACAACUCGCCCCUCAAGUACCUCAACUGGGAGAGUGAUCAGCCGGACAACCCAGGUGAGGAGAACUGCGGGGUGAUCCGCACCGAGUCCUCGGGUGGCUGGCAGAACCAUGACUGCAGCAUCGCCCUACCUUAUGUUUGCAAGAAGAAGCCCAACGCCACAGCCACAGCCGAGCUUAUCCAGCCAGACAGGUGGACCAACGUCAAGGUGGAGUGUGACCCCAGCUGGCAGCCCUUCCAGGGCCACUGCUACCGCCUGCAGGCUGAGAAGCGCAGCUGGCAGGAGUCCAAGAGGGCGUGUCUACGGGGUGGGGGUGACCUGCUUAGCAUCCACAGUAUGGCUGAACUGGAGUUCAUCACUAAACAGAUCAAGCAAGAGGUGGAGGAGCUAUGGAUUGGCCUCAAUGACUUGAAACUGCAGAUGAAUUUCGAGUGGUCCGACGGGAGUCUCGUGAGCUUCACCCACUGGCACCCCUUUGAGCCCAACAACUUCCGUGACAGCCUGGAGGACUGUGUCACCAUCUGGGGGCCGGAAGGACGCUGGAAUGACAGUCCCUGCAACCAAUCCUUGCCAUCCAUCUGCAAGAAGGCAGGCCGGCUGAGCCAGGGUGCUGCUGAGGAGGACCACGGCUGCCGGAAGGGUUGGACGUGGCAUAGCCCAUCCUGCUACUGGCUGGGAGAGGACCAAGUGACCUACAGUGAUGCCCGGCGGCUGUGUACCGACCAUGGCUCUCAGCUGGUCACCAUCACCAACAGAUUUGAGCAGGCCUUCGUCAGCAGCCUCAUCUAUAACUGGGAGGGCGAGUACUUCUGGACAGCCCUGCAAGACCUCAACGGCACGGGCUCCUUCCGCUGGCUCAGUGGGGAUGAAGUCAUAUACACCCAUUGGAACCGAGACCAGCCUGGGUACAGGCGUGGGGGCUGUGUGGCUCUGGCCACGGGCAGUGCCAUGGGACUAUGGGAGGUGAAGAACUGCACGUCAUUCCGGGCUCGCUACAUCUGCCGGCAGAGCCUGGGCACGCCGGUGACACCAGAGUUGCCCGGGCCGGAUCCCACACCCAGCCUCACUGGCUCCUGUCCCCAGGGCUGGGCCUCAGACCCCAAACUUCGACACUGCUAUAAGGUGUUCAGCUCAGAGCGGCUGCAGGAGAAGAAGAGCUGGGUCCAGGCCUUGGGGGUCUGCCGGGAGUUGGGGGCCCAGCUGCUGAGUCUGGCCAGCUAUGAGGAGGAACAUUUUGUGGCCAACCUGCUCAACAAAAUCUUUGGUGAGUCAGAGCCUGAGAACCAUGAACAGCACUGGUUUUGGAUUGGCCUGAACCGCCAAGAUCCUCGGGAGGGUCAGAACUGGCGCUGGAGCGAUGGUCUAGGGUUUUCCUACCACAAUUUUGACCGGAGCCGCCAUGACGAUGAUGACAUCCGAGGCUGUGCAGUGCUGGACCUGGCCUCCCUGCAGUGGGUGGCCAUGCAGUGCCAAACACAGCUUGACUGGAUUUGCAAGAUCCCGAGAGGUGUGGAUGUGCGGGAACCAGAUGCUGGUCCACAAGGCCGGCUGGAAUGGCUGCGCUUCCAGGAGGCGGAAUAUAAGUUCUUUGAGCACCACUCGUCGUGGGCGCAAGCACAGCGCAUCUGCACAUGGUUCCAAGCAGAGCUGACCUCCAUUCACAGCCAAGCAGAGCUGGACUUCUUGGGGCAAAACCUACAGAAGUUCUCCUCAGGCCAGGAGCAGCACUGGUGGAUCGGCCUGCACACCUCGGAGAAUGACGGACGCUUCAGGUGGACAGAUGGCUCUGUUAUAAACUUCGUCUCUUGGGCACCGGGAAGACCUCGACCCAUCGGCAAGGAAAAGAAGUGUGUGUACAUGACAGCCAGCCAAGAGGACUGGGGGGACCAGAGAUGCCACACAGCCUUACCCUACAUCUGUAAGCGCAGCAACAGCUCGAGAGAGACUCAGCCCCCAGACUUGCCACCUUCAGCCCUAGGAGGCUGCCCCACUGGCUGGAACCAGUUCCUUAACAAGUGUUUCCGAAUCCAGGGCCAGGACCCCCAGGACAGGGUGAAAUGGUCAGAGGCACAAUUCUCCUGUGAACAGCAAGAAGCCCAGCUGGUCACCAUUGCAAACCCCUUAGAGCAAGCCUUCAUCACAGCCAGCCUCCCCGGUGUGACCUUUGACCUUUGGAUUGGCCUGCACGCCUCACAGAGGGACUUCCAAUGGAUUGAACAGGGACCUCUGCUGUAUGCCAAUUGGGCGCCAGGAGAACCCUCCGGCCCCAGCCCUGCUCCCAGUGGUACCAAGCCGACCAGCUGUGUGGUAGUCCUGCACAGCCCCUCAGCCCACUUCACCGGCCGCUGGGAUGAUCGGAGCUGUACGGAGGAGACGCACGGCUUCAUCUGCCAGAAGGGCACAGACCCCUCCCUGAGCCCAUCCCCAGCAGCAACACCCCCUGCCCCUGGCACUGAGCUCUCCUACCUCAACGGCACCUUCCGACUGCUGCAGAAGCCACUGCGCUGGCAAGAUGCCCUCCUGCUGUGUGAGAGCCGAAAUGCCAGCCUGGCAAGUGUGCCUGAUCCCUACACCCAGGCCUUCCUCACACAGGCUGCCAGAGGGCUGCGGGCGCCACUGUGGAUUGGGCUGGCCAGUGAGGAGGGCUCACGGCGGUAUUCCUGGCUCUCAGAGGAGCCUCUGAAUUAUGUGGGCUGGCAAGAUGGGGAGCCUCAGCAGGUGGGAGGCUGUGCCUACGUGGACGUGGAUGGGACGUGGCGCACCACCAGCUGUGACACCAAGCUGCAGGGGGCAGUGUGCGGGGUGAGCAGGGGGCCCCCUCCUCCCCGAAGGAUAAGCUACCGCGGCAGCUGUCCUCAGGGGCUGGCUGACUCGUCCUGGAUUCCCUUCAGGGAUCAUUGCUAUGCCUUCCACAUGGAGCUGCUGUUGGGCCACAAGGAGGCGCUGCAGCGCUGCCAGAAAGCGGGUGGGACCGUCCUGUCCAUUCUUGAUGAGAUGGAGAAUGUGUUUGUCUGGGAACACCUGCAGACCUUUGAAGCCCAGAGUCGAGGAGCCUGGUUGGGCAUGAACUUCAACCCCAAAGGAGGCAUGCUGGUCUGGCAAGAUAACACAGCCGUGAACUAUUCCAACUGGGGACCCCCUGGCCUGGGCCCUAGCAUGCUGAGCCACAACAGCUGCUACUGGAUCCAGAGCAGCAGCGGGCUGUGGCGCCCCGGCGCCUGUACCAACAUCACCAUGGGGGUUGUGUGCAAGCUCCCCAGAGCGGGAGAGAAGAGCUUCUUGCCAUCAGCAGCGCUUCCUGAUAACCCAGUGACCCUGGUAGUGGUGCUGAUAGCUGUGCUGUUCCUCCUGGUCUUGGGGACGGCAGCCUUCUUCCUGUACCGGCGUCGACAGAGCAGAGAACGUGGGUCCUUUGAAGGGGCCCGCUACAGCCGCAGCAGCUCUGGCCCAGCAGAGGCCACUGAGAAGAACAUCCUGGUGUCUGAUAUGGAAAUGAAUGAGCAACAGGAAUAGAGCCAAGGGCAUGGUCAGGGUGGGGCUGGAGCUGGGGAGGCAGGGAUUUGGGUUAACAGGUCCCCAUCGCCCACCAGUCCCGUUGGUCUGUGGAUCCAGGGGCUGAGCAUGCAAUGGGGUGUGAGUACCCAGCCUCCCACAGACGCUAGGCCAAGACCUGGCUGAGCGCAGCGGGGCAUUUUCCCUUUCUCCUGGUCCUGGGACCUUGUCACCUGGGCCUGGACCCCCGUGGUAACUGGAGGCAUCACGAGAAGGGAAACAAGAACUUAUUUCUGCCUCUUUCUUCCCAGAUCUCUGAACCUAAGCCUGUUGACCCACAGCCUAGGACUCUUUCCUGUUUGCAGACCUGGAAAGCCUGCCGUCCCUUAGGGCGGCUCUCUGUCGCUUCUCUCUUCCUGCUUGAUAACAUCAUUUCUGUCUCCUUACCUUGUCCUCAUGCCUGUUCUUACCCAGUGCCUCUUUCUGAGCCAAGGCCCUGGGAUCUUUGUGUGUGUGUGUGGGGGGGGGGAAUCCUCUCUCUC
Molecule: messenger RNA, 5140 nt
Organism: Microtus ochrogaster (prairie vole)
Lineage: Eukaryota; Metazoa; Chordata; Mammalia; Rodentia; Cricetidae
Gene: Mrc2
Product: mannose receptor C-type 2
Source: RefSeq, a predicted model, not a curated record